Molecule: messenger RNA, 1442 nt
Organism: Teleopsis dalmanni
Lineage: Eukaryota; Metazoa; Arthropoda; Insecta; Diptera; Diopsidae
Gene: Cpr56F
Product: pro-resilin
Exons: 2
Coding region: 105-752 (215 amino acids)
Cellular component (GO): extracellular matrix
Source: RefSeq, a predicted model, not a curated record
AGUAUCAAAAUCAUAUCAGCCAUCUUCGAAAGAAGAACAACUUUUAUAAGUUAAACGAAUUUUGUGUGUGAUAACUCAAAAACCUUAAUAAGUGAAUAUACAAAAUGAAGUGCUUUGCAACGAUAGCUAUUUUGGCCUGUGUCUCACUUGUCCGUGCCGAGCCACCAGUACCACAAAACCAAUAUCUACCACCUAAUCAACAAGCGCAGCAGCCAUCUAACAACUACUUACCACCCGCACAAACCUACCAAGCACCUACCAGCAGCUACUUGCCACCUCAGCGCAGCCAAAUUCCUGCCAGCAGUUAUCAAGCACCUUCAAGUUCUGGUCCCAUCUCUGCACCACAAAGCGCAUAUGGCGCUCCUGCAGUAACCUCGGCUAUUUUCCCUAAACAACAGGCAUCGAGCGGUUACUCCAAUGGCAACGGCAACGGUUAUGGUAAACGGGAUGAAGAUUACGGACCAGCAAAAUACGAAUUUAAAUAUGAUGUGCAAGAUUAUGAAUCCGGCAAUGAUUUCGGUCACAUGGAAUCUCGCGAUGGUGACUUCACACAGGGCCGUUAUUAUGUUUUGUUGCCUGAUGGUCGCAAACAAAUCGUAGACUACGAAGCUGACCAACACGGUUACAGACCAACAAUUCGUUAUGAGCAAGUAAAUGGUGGCGCUAAUGGAGGACAUUCUGGCAGCUACAAAAAUGGCGGCGGUGGUUAUGAUAGCAACGCUCAAUCGGGCAAAUUCGGCGGUUAUCAAUAAAUAGCUUAAGAGUCCAAACACAAAUUAGGCAUUGAAAGUGAUCUGUAAAAUAUUAGAAUGAGCACACGUUGAAGGAUACAAUUUUUAUAAACAAACUCUAAGCAAUUAGUAAGAAUUUCAUAUAACUUUUUUAUUAAUAAUUCAUAUUUAAAAUAUUUUAAUCUUAUUAAAUUUAGAGCUUUCAGGCUUGAAAGCUGCUCAUCACUUAGCUGAGAUAAAAAAGUAGCUUCAAGUCUUAUUUGCUCUAGAAUAUUCUUGAUUGCUUUUCUACCUCUAUGCUUACGUGCAAUCUUUGCUCGUAUGAGCCUCAAAAGCUUUGAAUAUUAGGCAAUAACAUUGCUAAGGAGCUUUUGCUCUCACUUGCAUUCUCACGCUCAAUUUGACUUGCCUUUUGAUUUUGAUUUUGAUUUUCUGUUAUACACAUUUCUGUUAGUUGCUCAAUAAGCUCUCUGUUUCUCUUACAUGCUCUCUUUAUGUUUCAGCAAUGGUAUUGUAUAACCGUUAACAUGCCGACACUUGCCAUAAGCUUUCGAAGAUCAACAUUCGUUAGAGCUUUUUGUUGUAAAUUUGUUUAAAUUAUAUAUAUUUACUAUCUCUUUCUAAUUGUUAAGCGCUUUCAUUUUUUGUAUAUUUCAAAUAUAUCAAAGUUAGACACACACAUAUAAACCCAUACACACACAUUAUCGCAAA